GCUCCCGGGGGGGCGGGGCCGAGCCCGCGCCCGUCGUCCUAGCGACUCGCUGCCCCCGCCCUCCCCUCGCGCCCGUUGCCAUGGCGACCCCGGGGGGCAGCUGCCAUGGACCCGCCCCCGGGGUUGCCAUGGAGAACCCCCGGUCGCUGUGGAGCCCCCCGUGGUGGGGACGGGGAGGUGGGGGCCUGCGGGGACCUUGACGCCAUAUAGGGGCGGGGCCACGGGGGUCGCCCGUGGGGGAAGGCUUGGGUGUGUUUGGGAUCACGGGGGUGUGAGGUCACGCGAGUGUCAAGGGUCACGGGGGUGAGGUCUUGUUUGAAGUCAUACUUGCGUGUGUGAUUAUGCAUGGGUCAAGGUUCAUGCACGUAUAGGGUUGUGCAUGGGCGUGAGGUCACGUGGGUGGUCAUGCAUGGGCAGUACUGGAUGUGUGUCCAGGGCCACAAAGUAGCGGGGUCAUAGGUGAGGCUGUGCGUGGGUGUGAGGUCACUUUUGGGUCAAGGGUCACUCAUAUUUGAUGUCAUAUGUGGGUGUGAAAUCACUCAUGUGACCCAGCACACAUGGGUGCAGCAUGCGUGUCCUCGGGUUCCCUCCCACUGUACGGGAACCAGAGGUUCAGGCCUAGUUUCACCCCCCCUGGAGAACCCAGGCGUCUGGGCUUCCUUGCCAAUCCUCCAGCGUCCUUACCACCAUGCUUUGCUUCCCGCCAACCAGCAUGCGAGUCCUGUGCCUGCAGUGAAGCCGAGCAGAUUGGAGCAAAGGCUCAUGGGAAGACCAGACUCCAGCUCCACCCCCUCUGAUGAACUCGAUCCUGCUUGGAGUUGUUAGGGGCUGGAGCAGGUCCUUUCUCGUGACCUUUUGCUGUGAGCUGCUCUGGGCACGGGUUCCUCACGGGAGAACCCAUCUGUUCUGUGCUACCAGCAGGGCUCCCCCAUGUGAGUUGGGCUCCUGGCGCUGUUGCGGGGGGACCAGGCUGCCUCCUGGACCUCCCCUCCACUCUCCAGUGCUUGGACCAACGCACAGACGCCGCCCCCCCCCCCCCCCCCCCGACCUGGCCGGAGCUGCUCUCGGGGUGGCAGGGGUCAGAGGCACAGAGUCGGGCGUGGGGCACAGGCAACAGGUGGCGGGAGCAGCGGACGGGGAGGGGCCGGCCCCUGCGCCCGGGAGGAUGGCGGCUGAGACGCUCAAUUUCGGACCGGAAUGGCUCCGGGCGCUGUCCAGCGGGGGCAGCGUGGCCUCGCCCCCCCCCUCACCGGCGCUGCCCAAAUACAAGCUGGCUGAGUACCGCUACGGGCGCGAGGAGAUGUUAGCACUUUACGUCAAGGAAAACAAGGUCCCGGAGGAGAUGCAGGACAAGGAGUUUGCUGCCAUCCUCCAGGAGGAGCCACUGCAGCCCCUGGCCCUGCUGCCCCUGACAGAGGAGGAACAGAGGAACUUCUCCCUGUCAGUGAACAGUGUGGCGGUGCUGAGGCUUAUGGGAAAAGGGGGCGGGGCCGCCCCAGCUGGAGUCUCACGGGGCAGGGGCAGUGCCCGGAGCCGAGGGCGGGGCCGCGGCGAGACCGGCUUUUACCAAAGAGUGGCAGCGGCGGCAGAGGAGGUGGAUGGGGCUUUCGGGCGCGGCGCCCGCGAGAUCCACCGCAGCCAGAGCUGGGACGACCGAGGGGACCGGCGCUUUGAGAAGCCGCCCCGGCGCGAUGGAGGCCGGGGCGCAUUCGAGGAGGUGGUGCCGGGGCCGCGCAAGGAGCAUGCCCGCUCAGACAGCACCAACUGGCGCACACUGCGUGAGGAGCAUGAGGAGGCUGAGGAGGGGCGGGGACGGGGGCCUGGCAGCUGGCGCUUGCCUGGGGGCCGCCGCGAGGCUGAGCGUUGGCGCUCCACAAGCCCAGAUGGGGGCCCGCGCUCGGCGGGCUGGCGGGAGCCCUCUGGGGACGGGCGGCGGCGGAAGGUGGAGGACUGAGGGGCGGCGGCGGGUAGGAUCGGUGCCAGGAGAGGCCUCUGAGGUGACCGGGACAAGGAUGGGCUGCCAGAGUGGUGCGUGGACGACGAGGAUGAGGACCUGGGCACUUUCGAUGCCACCGGCGCCUUCCUUUCCCUCAAGAAGAGCCCAAAGGACCUGAUACCGGAGGAGCCACCUUUUGCCUUCCAGCUGCUGCCCGAGGGCCCAGAGCCACUCCAGCCCCGGCCCCCCACCCCCGAGCUGAGUGGGACCCAGGCAUCCGGGCCCAGCCCGGCCCUGGGGCUGCCACCGCCCUGCCCCCGCCCACUUUCGGCCGCCCCAGAGUUCUCUAUUGGGGAUCCUGAGGACGACGAUGGCAUGAAGCACCUGCAGCAGGAGGCAGAGAAGAUGGUGGCGGCACUGCAGGAGAGCACGGUGGAGGAGGAGCGCUUUACACAGGCCAUGGUUGAGCCGCGCAACACAGCUGCUGCCUACCCCCUGUGUCACGACGCUGCCCGCAAGUGGUUCUACAAGGACCCGCAGGGAGAGAUCCAGGGCCCCUUCACGACGCAAGAGAUGGCCGAGUGGUUCCAGGCUGGGUACUUCAGCAUGUCACUGCUGGUGAAGAGGGGCUGUGAUGAGGGCUUCCAGCCGCUGGGCGAGGUCAUCAAGAUGUGGGGCCGCGUGCCCUUUGCCCCUGGCCCUUCUCCGCCCCCACUGCUGGGUAACAUGGACCAGGAGCGACUGAAGAAGCAGCAGCAGGAGCUGGCAGCUGCUGCCCUGUACCAGCAGCUGCAGCACCAGCAGUUCCUGCAGCUCAUUAACAGCAGCUGGGCACAGUGCGCACUGCAGCAGAAGGCGGCUGCUGGGGACCUCAACCCCCAGCAACUCAGCGCCUUCCUCCAGCAGCUCCAGGGUCUCAAGGCCAGGCAAGGGGAGCAGAGCCUGGCACCAGCAAUGAGCAGGUCCUUGUCUGUGCCAGACACCGGGUCCCUGUGGGACACACAUACCUCAGCAUCACAGCCUGCAGGCAGUGAUGCCAGUUUAUGGGAUUUACCAAUUAACUCAUCAACUCAGGGUCCAAUCCUGGAGCAGCUGCAACUACAGCAGAAACUCCAGGAGCGCCGUGACGCAGAACUCAGGGCCAAGCGGGAAGAAGAGAAGCAGAAGCGGCGGGAGGAGGAGGAGCUCUUCCGGCGCAAGCAGUGUCGGCAGCAGGAGCUGCUGCUGAAACUGCUGCAGCAGGGUGGAGGGGCCGGAGGGGGGUCCUGGGGGGUCUUGCCCAAGCCCGGGGGCGCCAUGAAG
Alligator mississippiensis (American alligator) is the source of this 3238-nucleotide messenger RNA. It is a transcript of the gene GIGYF1, whose product is annotated as GRB10 interacting GYF protein 1. NCBI's taxonomy places the organism in Eukaryota, Metazoa, Chordata, Crocodylia, Alligatoridae. Gene Ontology annotation, biological process: insulin-like growth factor receptor signaling pathway. The record is from RefSeq and is a predicted model, not a curated record. Gene Ontology annotation, molecular function: protein binding.